Chaetomium fimeti is the source of this 1526-nucleotide messenger RNA. RefSeq lists its product as uncharacterized. Gene Ontology annotation, biological process: DNA recombination. NCBI's taxonomy places the organism in Eukaryota, Fungi, Ascomycota, Sordariomycetes, Sordariales, Chaetomiaceae. The record is from RefSeq and is a predicted model, not a curated record. The transcript has 2 exons. Bases 234 to 1214 code for a protein of 326 amino acids.
GCCGAUAUUUACUAAACUAAAAUUCAAUGUUUUGGAUUCAUCAUGGCGAGUUGCGGUUUCCGUACACUAACAACACCUAACAACAACCAAGACCCAACCUUGAAUUUUCAACCCUCAGCACUCACCUCACAACGCAACGCAACGCAACCGGAACAUCCGCCCUCCGCAUGAAUCUGACUAGCCAUAGAUAAGAUGUGAUACUUCAAAGAUGCGGCUCAAUCACACUUGCCACAAUGUCAUUCCAAACCCCCGGCGGCCCGGCCGCCAAGCGACGGCGGAUUGAAACUGCAAAUGCCACCCUCCGGAAACCCUUCAGAUCACCGCUCGUAAGCCGGCAACAACAAACCGAGCCUGGCGCAGAUAGUGCACCCUCACCCAGCAUCAGCCAAACCUCGUCCGCGGCGAGCUUCACUCCACACACUCCAGCAACACCAGUGCCGGCCCGGGGAGGCCACCGCCCUGUCGCCGCAUCUCCCCUCUCCACCAGCCCGAGCAUCGCCAGCGCCAGCAGCACCCCAGGACUUUUAAAGCGAACCGCGAGCCUCACAUCAAAACCACACCGCACUCCAACCACCACCACCCCCAACCGUCCCAAACCCAAACCCAAACCCAAACCCAACAACCCCAACAACCCCAACAACCCCCAAAACAACAACAACACCCCCCUCCUCCACCAACUCCAAACCUCCCAAACCGCCCUGACCAGCACCCUCCGCACCACCCAAAGACGACUCGACCUCGUGCGGCAGGCGCGGCGCAUCGAGGACUCCGCGCACGCCAAACGGCCCGGCGAGCCCGUCGACGCCGAGCUGUGCGCCAUGGCCGCCCGCUGGAAGGCCACCAGCCGGCUGGCCGCGGACGAGCUGUUUGGGCUGAUUAGGGGGCGGGUGGAGGGGAUGGGGGGGGCGAGGGCGUGGAGGGGGAGUCGGCGGGUUGUGAGGGGUGGUGGUGGGUGGGGGGGUGAUGAUGAUGGGGAUGGGAGAUGGGGUGGGGGUGGUGGUGGUGGUGGUGGUGGUGGUGGUAAAAGAGGGGAGGGGGGUGAGGAUGGAGAUGGUGGUUGGGAGGGGAAUAGGGAGGUGGAAAAGGAGGAAGAGGAAGAGGAAGAGGAGGAGAGUGGGGAGACGGAGUUUACGAUGAUGAUGAUGCUCAAGAGCUUGAAUAUUGAGCCCGAGGUCUUGGGGUACGACCCGGUUGAGGAUAAGUGGAGGGAUUGACGCUGUUGCAGUUGCGGAUACAAGCGAUGCAAAGGAACUACACAAGUUGCCGUUGAAGGAUGGUAACAACCACCACGAGUUUAACCUAGCUAUCAUCAUGAAGACUCGACAUGGCUGAACUGCUCGAGAAGCAUUGAUAUGAACGACAAAAAUAUAACUCAUGCGCACUUCCACGUUGAGAACAUUCGUUCACAUCACUCAAUUAACCCCAGAGGAGUGUGCUAUUUAUUGAACCUGGCAACUCAGCCCGAUUUAGUGACUCUCACGUGUUAGUGAGCCUCAUGUUUCAGUUGCCAACAGCCGAGUGGUGAC